AUGGAACAGCGGAUGCAUACCGGCGGUGUGGAUUCUGAUGCCGGAAUCUCAAGCUCUGAAUCAUCACUUUUUCCUGGCGGUAGGUUGCCUGCAGUUUGGUUUGGUGAUGACACGGACGAUGGCAGCCUUUCUUCUUUUGACACAAGUGGGAAGGCCUCCGACGGCAGAGAUUUCAAGAGCACACGUGACAGUGGCUCGGAAUCGCCUGCUGUUUCCAAGGAUGAACUGGAGCACUCACAGGAGGUUGGCUCUCCGACUUUGAGUCCGUUCGCUCCACGUUACCAUCUGGGAGAGGCUUACGAGGUCCACGGUUCGGCUGGCUUCAUCCUUCAUCAGAUAGGACACUGCUUUCCGUGCCUCUACCACACACAAAUGGGAGAUGGAUGCCGUAGAGGUGACGCCUGUGACCACUGCCAUCUCUGCACCAGGGGUGAAGCCAGGACGCGACGAAAUCGAAUUCAUCUCGAGGCGCAGAAGAGGGCCAAUGCCAAGAGGCGAGCUUUAGCCAGGGCAGAGGCAACUCGUGAGUCAAAGGGCUCCGAUAGCUAG
Molecule: messenger RNA, 549 nt
Organism: Symbiodinium sp. CCMP2456
Lineage: Eukaryota; Dinophyceae; Suessiales; Symbiodiniaceae
Source: the annotation of a GenBank genome assembly